AUGGUGAAAUCUGGAAUGACGUUCGAGCUGGUUACGUUUUUCUUGGUGGUGCUGAAUGGCAUCCUGACGGGUGUGCAGAUCUCCGUCCAGGGCACGGCAGAUGAACUCGAAAUUUAUGCGAUGUUCGAGGAGCUUUUUAACGCCUCGCCCUCAAGCCUGCGGCAUGGCAUUUGCUUGUGUCUUGGACUGAGAAAUGUGAUCACAUACCGGCGCCCAGAGGAAGCCCUAUUUGCAUCUGAUGCUGUGUGCACAGACUCCCAGGAAAUCUUGCAACCGUUCUUCUUGUGCGAGCCGCCCGAGCAGGUACGACUCUUCAUCACUUUAUUUUGCAUCAGUGUCGCAGGGGGUCUGAUUGUACAUCAUCCGGCAGCAGUUCGCUUCUACAGAUUGACAUUGCGCGGGAACUUGACCCACAAUAGUAGAAGAGGUCUGGGAUACACGGCCUGCAAGGCUUACGGCCUCGUACCAAUCCCUCGAUUGCCGGAGAGCCACUUCCAGAUGGUAGGCUGGCUGCUAGUUGUUUCGCUGUUGCUGGCUUGCCAUGCGCACCUGGCGCCAAGAUUUUUCUUGUUUGCCAGCUUUGGACUUUAUUUCCUAUACUUUGGCCAGCUUUUCUGCGAGUCUAAGCAUGGCGGGCAUGGGGCUUUGCUGCUUCCGUCCGUCUUGUUGCUGCUGGCUUUGAGUGGCGGUCCACGUGGCACACCUUGGAGCCUUGCGUUCAUCAAGUUGUUCCUGGGAGUCGUGUACUUCGCUGGAGCACUCUCGAAAGUGGUGGUGCCUGUGGUGUUUGGACGCCCUUGGCUUGGCAGCACCAUGCAAGCCUACAUCGUGGAUGCAAUGUGGAGUCGGCCACACUCCUGGCUUGUAGUGCAGAAGUUGCAAGCGAUGCUCCUUCAACGUUGGUGGUUGUGCACCAUUCUAGCAUUGUCAGCUUUGGCUUUUGAAUUUGGAUGGCUACCGCUUGUACUUUUUGGUGGUAAAGCCGGGUCUGUUCUUGCAGGAGCUGUGGCAUUUUGGUUUCAUCUCGGCGUCGAUGUUUUGCAGGGCCUGGACUUCAAGCCAUUCUGGUGUCCUGUUUUCUGGGUCUUCUUACCGGAUCUACAGUCGCUGUGGCAUGGUCAGGAUUUGCCCAACGAGACAUGGACGGUGAUGCUCGCUCAGGGCUUCAUUGAAGAGCCAUGCCGUUGGAUCAUGAGUGCCAUGUACUUGGUCCUGCAGGUGGUGGUUGCAAUCCGAUUUAUGGACUGCAGAGAGGGCAUGGAAUGCUUGCCCCUCACUUGCUGCCCGAUGUUUGCUGUGCCACGCAACAUUUUCGACGAUGAGCUGCGCGGUGGAGUCAUGACAGAUUUGGAUCUUCGUGGAGGUGGUCAUGUAGACUUCGCUUACAACUUCUUCCCGUGGAUGUCCGAUCUUCCACUCAGAGAAACUGACAUGCAGCAUAUGCCGGGCCGCACCCUUUUCUGGACAUCCACGAUUCAUUGUGAUGACAAUCUGCAGAGAUUGUUCAAUCCAGAUUAUUUGCACAAGGAGCUACUGAUUUGUGCGAACUUCGAGGUUUCACCUGCACUGGAGUCUAAGCUCCAUGAAUAUGUCAUGCUGCUUGAGCAGGCUUCGCCAGCAGAUUGGGCUGAUCCUGGCAAAAUUGGCGCCGUUGUGGAGCUGCUUGCGGAGUGCCGGAACCUGUUUGAGGCGCACGGGCCGCGUACCAAGUCCUUGCCCAUGCAGGAUUCCGCGGACACUGGUGAAAUCAGUGUCGGCAAGGGCGGACCCGUCCUUCUUAAUUUCAUGAGCUUCUUCACGCCAACAUUCUGCUUCAUCGCAGAGAUCAUCUUGCGUGUUAUUGCAGAUGGAUGGACUUGGUUUUUUACGCCUGGAAACGCUAGCGACGUGGUUUUGAUCGCCGUCACAGGAAUCAUUCCCAGCUACAUCCUUGGGCCGAUGUUUGAUUUCCAAAGUCCGCUUUUCCGGAUUGGCCAGGCUCUGCGGUGCAUCCGUCUGGUGAGAAUCUUGAAAAGUGUCCGCACGGUCAGCUACUUCAGAAUUCUUUGGUCGCUUGUGAGCGGAAUUGUUGACAGUGGCCGCAUUCUUUUAUGGACGCUGACUAUCAUUACGGUGGUAUUAUACAUGUUUUCGAUUUUCUUCGUACAGCUGUUGCUGCAUUCAGACCUGGAGUUCUCCCAAGAAGUAUGGGAUGUGGUUAUAUAUGAGCACUUCAUGACCGUUCCAGACGCCAUGUUCACGCUGUUUCAGUGCCUGACAUUGGAUAGCUGGACCAGCUUGAGUCGACCGCUUCAAGUUGGCCAUCCCUUUGUUGGCAUCCUUUGGCUGCUGUAUGUGGCGGUGGCCUGUAUGGUCCUGAACAAUCUUGUCAUUGCAGUGAUUGUGAACAAUGCGUUUGCACGCGCUGAGCAGGAUGAAGAGCUCCAAGCCUCAAUUGCGCGGGAAACGACAGAAGCGGAGUUGAAUGAUCUCAGGACUUUAUUUGACGAGCUCGCCAAGGAGGGCAGCAUUUACCUCUCGAGAAAGGAGUAUGAGCAAGCCCUGGGGACGAGCGAGUCCCUGUGGACGAAGCUGAAAAUAGUCAACUUGGAAGAGCCCGAGAUCUUGAACCUUUGGUCGUUUGUCGACUUUCCAGACAAAGUGGACCGUGAGUAUUUUGCCUCUCAGAUCCGCAGUCUGAAAGGCGAAUGCAAAGCGAAGACAAGCUUCACGGUGGCCAUGACACUGAAGAAGCUGGAUACGAGAUUAAACCAGGCGCGUACCAACUUGGAGGUGCACAAGAGGAUGUGCGAGGAAUUGAAGAAAGAAUCCAAGGAGGCACAGGUAGAGCUCUCCAGAACAUUAUUCGAGUUGCGGCAAUUCGCGAUUCUGACCUACCGUUGCAUACCUUCGAACGCCACCGUCACCACCAAGAAGAAGGUGCAAACAAUGGGCGAGCAGGUCUCUACUCGAGUACAGCCACUGCUUACACCCUUGCUGAACUAUCCUUAUGAACGAGUUCCAUUGCGUCCUGAAGAGCAGAAGGAAGGGUGGGCACUUCCUGGUGAAGUUGUGGAGCAGAGCCCGGAGAUAACACUGAAGCCCCGUGCAAAGCCUGGUGGCAUGCGUGCCAUCCAAAAUUGA
Messenger RNA from Symbiodinium pilosum, 3123 nucleotides. The record is from the annotation of a GenBank genome assembly. Lineage: Eukaryota; Dinophyceae; Suessiales; Symbiodiniaceae.